Sapajus apella (tufted capuchin) is the source of this 2160-nucleotide messenger RNA. It is a transcript of the gene PTER, whose product is annotated as phosphotriesterase related. Bases 304 to 1353 code for a protein of 349 amino acids. Gene Ontology annotation, molecular function: hydrolase activity, acting on ester bonds; zinc ion binding. Gene Ontology annotation, biological process: catabolic process. The record is from RefSeq and is a predicted model, not a curated record. NCBI's taxonomy places the organism in Eukaryota, Metazoa, Chordata, Mammalia, Primates, Cebidae. The transcript has 6 exons.
CUAGGAUUACUGGCAUGAGCCAACAUGCCAGGCCCUUAAUAAGACUUUUAUAACAAAAGGUUUCUCAUUCAUAGACAUCCUCUCUUAAAAAAAAAAAAAAAAAAAAGAAGAAAAAAGAAGAAAAAUCAAAUGUCUAUUAAAUAAGAACUGUAAAGAUCGUUGGUCAGAAGCCUAUAAAGAGGACCUAAUACCAAUGAAAACAUAGGUUUGCCUGUGGCUGAAAUUACUUUCCAUCAGUGUGGUGAAGGAAAAAAAAAAAAAAGAAUCCUCUUUUUAGAACUUCUCUUGGUGAUACCAUCAGAAAUGUCUUCCUUAAGUGGAAAAGUCCAAACUGUUUUGGGCCUUGUCGAGCCAAGCAAACUGGGCCGCACCCUGACCCAUGAACACUUGACGAUGACCUUUGACUGCUGUUACUGUCCACCUCCUCCGUGCCAGGAAGCUAUUUCCAAAGAACCUAUCGUCAUGAAAAAUUUAUAUUGGAUUCAGAAAAACUCUUAUUCCCAUAAAGAAAACCUUCAAUUGAAUCAGGAGACAGAAGCCGUAAAGGAAGAACUGUUGUAUUUUAAAGCUAAUGGUGGAGGGGCUGUGGUGGAAAACACAACCACUGGGAUUAGCCGAGACGUACAGACAUUGAAGAAGCUUGCAGAAGAGACUGGCAUCCAUAUCAUAUCCGGAGCUGGGUUUUACGUGGAUGCAACUCACUCCUCAGAGACCAGAGCCAUGUCAGUGGAGCAGCUUACCGAUGUCCUUAUGAAUGAAAUUCUCCACGGAGCGGAUGGAACCAGUAUCAAGUGUGGCGUUAUUGGAGAAAUCGGUUGCUCCUGGCCUUUGACUGAGAGUGAAAGAAAGGUUCUCCAGGCCACCGCUCACACCCAGGCUCAGCUUGGUUGCCCUGUCAUUAUCCAUCCUGGACGGCACCCCACGGCACCAUUUCAGAUUAUCCGAAUAUUGCAAGAAGCAGGUGCAGACAUCUCCAAAACAGUCAUGUCACAUCUGGAUAGGACUAUACUUGAUAAGAAGGAGCUCUUGGAGUUUGCUCAGCUUGGCUGCUACUUGGAAUAUGAUCUCUUUGGUACUGAAUUACUUCAUUACCAGCUCGGCCCAGAUAUUGACAUGCCUGAUGAUAACAAAAGAAUUAAAAGGGUGCGUCUCCUGGUAGAGGAGGGCUAUGAAGAUGGAAUUCUGAUAGCACAUGACAUACACACGAAAACCCGGCUGAUGAAAUAUGGAGGUCAUGGCUAUUCUCAUAUACUCACCAACGUCGUUCCUAAAAUGCUACUUAGAGGUAUAACUGAGAAUGUACUUGAUAAGAUUCUAAUAGAGAACCCUAAGCAAUGGCUGACUUUCAAAUAGGAUGGUUGCUUAUGAAUUCACACCUUGAGUAUAAAACUUGCAGACAACAUUCAGGGAUUUCCAAUCCACUGUGAGAUAUUAAUCAGUUACCUAGCACUAAUGACUGAUCAUUUCCUUCUUGUGAGAACUAGGAGAAUUUGCCUUCUCUGAGACCAGCUAUUAACCUGUGCCUCUAGGGAUUACUCAGCCUAAUUGAGCCCUAUUAUUGUGCCUUAACACAAUAAAUACAGAAGUACCUAUUUCAAAACAGUGAUUUAAAGUCUGUAUCCCCUAAGUGGAGUUGCUGUUUUUCUUCCUAAUCUAUCAGCUGCACUACUUGAGAAAAUUUAAAGUGUUUCUAGUUAAAUGAUUCCCUUCUUGAAAAUCUAAUGUUUAUUGUAAUAUUGAUGAUCCUACUAAUUAUCCUGCUGUUCUUUAAUUAAUGCUUAAUGAAUAAUAUGGCGCUUUAAAAUAGCUUCUGCAACAAGGGAAGUUAAAUCUUGAGACUUUUUCCCCAAAGGAUACUGACUGUAAUAUGGUUACCAAUUCACAAUGAUAAAAAUAUUUGAAAGGUCAUUUUAUGCCGUCCACCUAGCUAUAUAUUCUUCUAAUAAAAUGAUUUUGAUAUCUUUGGCUUCCUGGUAUCCAUUUUUGCCAUAAAUUUUGCUCUUUUGCAAAGUUUGUGUAAGAACACAUUCCACUACUAAAUUAUAAAAAUUCAAUCAUAAACGUCAAAAUAUAUUACAUAAUAUAGUUUAAUGAAUCAUUACAUUUAUAAUAACAAAGGCCACAAUUUAAUUAAUUGAUAAGAUAUAAUGCAAAAAAAAA